GUCAGUUGCAUGUUUACUUGCUUUGUCAGCGGUGUCCUCUCAGCAGCACAUAUCUCAGGCACCUCAGCUGCUGCUGAACAAAACCUUGGACUUUUAUCUCAUAGAGUGACUUAUCACACUGUCAGGGCUCCUUAUCAAGACGCUCCUCUCUCGUAACGUCUUGUGGCCAGCCCCUUUGCGGACCUUGAGUGGGGGCACGUCGGGUUCACAGGGUGUUCUUUUCUAGCUAACGGAACGAUGACGUUAAAAUCCAAUAAAAACGAACCCGCUGUCAUACUGGAGUCGGUGAACAGCGUCCGGACAGCCCUCUCCGACCUGUACCUGGAGCAGCUGCUUCAAAAUAAACCAAAGUCUGACAAGGCCGCUAUGCAAACCUAUGAGAAUAAGGGAGCGGAGGUUUACACCAACGGUAGCGCUGGACACAUGAAUGGCACAGAACUGACCAGGAUGAGAGAAGUGGAAUUUGAAAAGAAUCCUUCAGAGCCAAUGGGUGUCACUCUGAAGCUGAACAACAAACAAAGGUGCACUGUGGCCAGAAUAUUGCACGGGGGUAUGAUUCACAGACAAGGGUCCUUACACGAAGGGGACGAAAUAGCAGAAAUCAACGGGAAAAGUGUGACAAACCAAACUGUGGAUCAGCUCCAAAAGAUCCUAAAAGAAACCAACGGAGUAGUCACAAUGAAGAUCGUUCCCAACGUGCAGAGCCGAUCCCGAGCCUGUGAGAUGUACAUGAGGGCCCAGUUUGACUAUGACCCGGCCAAAGAUGACCUCAUCCCAUGCAAAGAGGCAGGUCUGAAGUUUCAAACUGGUGACAUCAUUCAGAUUAUCAACAAGCAGGAUCCCAACUGGUGGCAGGGCAGAGUGGAGAGCAGCGUUGCUGACUUUGCUGGACUCAUCCCCUCCCCAGAGCUACAGGAAUGGAGGGUGGCAAGUAAAAGCAAGGCCAGAGAGGGCAGUCAGUCCUGCAGCCCAUUCGGAAAGAAAAAGAAGUGCAAAGACAAGUACCUGGCUAAACACAGCUCGAUUUUUGACCAGCUGGAUGUGAUUUCUUAUGAGGAGGUUGUUCGGCUCCCUGCUUUCAAAAGGAAAACACUGGUGCUUAUUGGUGCACCUGGCGUAGGAAGGAGCCAUAUCAAAAAUGCACUAUUGACUAAAUACCCCGAGAAGUUUUCCUACCCUGCACCACACACCACCAGACCCCAACGUAAGGAGGAGGAGGAUGGACAGGAAUAUUAUUUCAUCUCCAAUGAAGCCAUGACCAAGUGCAUCUCUGGAAAUGAGCUUCUGGAGUACGGCAGCUUCCAGGGAAAUAUGUUCGGUACCAAAAUUGAAACCAUCCAGAAGAUCCACGAGCAAGGCCAAAUCUCUUUGCUGGAUAUAGAACCGCAGACCUUGAAAGUCUUGCGGACUGCUGACUUUGCACCUCUCGUGGUGUUCAUCGCUCCGACCAACACAGCUGCCCAGACGGAAAACCUGCUGAUGAUCCAGAAAGAGUCGGACGCCAUUUUGGCCACAUAUAGACACUUCUUUGAUGUGGUUCUUGUCAACAACGACGUGGAUGAAAGCGUGAAAGGUGUGGAGGAGGCCAUGGAGCAUGCCACCUCCACCCCACAGUGGGUGCCUGUAUCUUGGGUGUACUGACAGAUGUCUGGCACCAGUGUAAUACCUUUUUAUGUUUGUUAAAAAGCAGUGCAAUAUCACUCCUUACACGGCACGAGUUAGCGAUGUCCCAGGUGUGUAUGGGUUUACUUUUGUUAAUUGUCAGAGAUUUUUUUCCCACAAAUGCAUCCGAAUAACAAGCAAUAUGUCGAAAGGCUUAGAACCUCACCAGGGAUGUUUUUGUUUGGCUGUUUUAGGCAUUUGUGCUUCAGGUUUUCGAGGGUCAUGGGGUAGUUUUGGUGCCACACAUCUUUGCGAUUGUUAGAAUGUGAGCAAAUGCAAAAUAGGACCACAACUGUGAAUGAAAUCCUCCCUUUUUAAAUGACAGGAUUUUUAACAUGUAAAACAUUAUUUCUGGAUUCAUUGUCUGUUUGUUUUUUUGUUAUUAGAUUGUGCCAUGAAAUUGAGAUUCUGAAACUCAGUGUGUGUAACUCCAUACAACCAAAAUGUCUUCUACACCAAACCUUCACUUGUUUUGUCUCAUCAAAAUUGUAUACCUCAUGGUAAAGGCACUUUUAAACAAAAAAAUAAAUUUCCCAGCUCUGUUUCAACUG
Molecule: messenger RNA, 2213 nt
Organism: Cottoperca gobio
Lineage: Eukaryota; Metazoa; Chordata; Actinopteri; Perciformes; Bovichtidae
Gene: mpp1
Product: MAGUK p55 scaffold protein 1
Exons: 12
Coding region: 238-1641 (467 amino acids)
Molecular function (GO): protein binding
Source: RefSeq, a predicted model, not a curated record